Neoarthrinium moseri is the source of this 261-nucleotide messenger RNA. RefSeq lists its product as uncharacterized. The transcript has a single exon. The coding region runs from base 1 to 261 and encodes 86 amino acids. The record is from RefSeq and is a predicted model, not a curated record. Lineage: Eukaryota; Fungi; Ascomycota; Sordariomycetes; Amphisphaeriales; Apiosporaceae.
AUGCGCAAUGCCGAAGAAGACCUCAAGCGCUGGAGCAUGUCUAUCAAGGGCGAGACCAAUUUUCUGCCGUCCGAAACCACCGAGGAUGAGGCUACUGAGAACACCAGCUUUCGGAACUGGGCCACAUUGUUCGACAAUCCUGAUUCCGCCAACGAAAGAUCAAGAAGAGGUUCAGUGGAUAUUCUUCUCCCUGUGUUUUUGGCGCCGAGACACCUUGGAAGCAAGUGCGAGAGCGUGACUCGUCCUGAUACCUUGUCGUGA